Molecule: messenger RNA, 327 nt
Organism: Chondrus crispus (carragheen)
Lineage: Eukaryota; Rhodophyta; Florideophyceae; Gigartinales; Gigartinaceae
Exons: 1
Coding region: 1-327 (108 amino acids)
Source: RefSeq, a predicted model, not a curated record
AUGACCUAUUCACCAGUCGCGGUGAGAACGAAAAAGAUUGUGUUUCAUAUGACGGCGGUCUUAAGCCUUGUGUACCAAAUCAGGUCGCCAAUGCUUCGCUCAGGACCGGCUAUAACUGGCAUUACCUGGCCUUCAUUUGAAGUCCAUGCUACGGGGCGUGGUACUACUGUGUAUGGCCUUUCAGCAAAUCGCCUUUCGAAGCAUUGCGGGAAUCCGAAUCGUCCCUCCACAUGGCCAGAGCCAAUAAGCGCAACCAUUCUCGUACCAGGGUGCGCUUUCAAAGAAAGAGAAACAGAUUGGCUCAUCCAUUCUUCCCAGAACACCUGA